CGCGCACCGCAGCUCAGAGUGACACACGCUCAGUGACGUGACGCCAGCUGAGUUAGCCAAGCACUCCAGAUGACAUUUACUCAUUUACUCAUCCGUCUUAUCUAAAGUCCAACAGAGCUGUGCAUCUUCUAUUCACGCUAUAUAUAUUUUUUUUCUCCCUUCCGCCCCCCCCCCCCCUUUUUUUUUAAAUCCAUGAACAAACGCGCAGGCAGGGAAGGUGUUACACAUCUGGAUCAAACCAACGCAGCGGGUCGUGCUACUCGAGCCCCUACACAUGAGGUUCUCUCAUUCCGAUCGCGCUUACACGAUGGAAACACUUGGGGACUGCCACGCCUGAUCUGCGCAUAAACCCAGAUGCCUCCUCUCCCUCUUGAUGAGCGUAUAGUGGUCAUUCAGCACCCUAAAAACGUAGCCCUGUGUGAUGCUUCCCCACAAACCAUCCCUCAGCACUCCUCUCAAAUAUCAGCCUCUUCCAAUGGACACCAUACUCAUCUCCACUCUUCGAAGUCCCACUUCUACGCACCCUCGUGUAAACCUCUGACUCUCGACUGCAAGCGUAGAUCCUCUCGUGUGCAGAAGCUCAAGAGCGAUCAACCUGUCGCCCCAGCAGGUGCCAGACCCAUCCCUAGCCACUGCCAUAGCAACGGCACAGUAACUCUCGCCCCACGGCUGCCCUCCCACACACAUACUAUUGAUAUCAGGGUGACAGUGGACAAAGGAGGACAUGGAGGAGGAAUCAGCAACUCAUUGGGGCGCAGUGGAAUUGUAAAAGGUGGCAGAGAGAAAUGUGUCUCUUCACAGCUGGAUCGAGGACAAUGUGAUAGGCGGACUGGAACCGCAGGGAGGCCGGGUGGUGCCGAACUCAAGUCCCAGCGAAGUCGCCAUAGCCAGCAGCCGUCUUCCCCCGGGGGCAUCCUGCAAUUCGUCCCGGCCCAGGCGCAGCAGCGUAGGUUGAGGACGGAAAAGGAAAACACUAGUUUUUUAAACAGAAGUGACCAGGAAUUUCCUUCGCUGGAUCACAAGAAGAAUUCCAAACUGGGAACUGCCCAUCAAAGCCAUAAUAGCCUAAAUCUACCCUACCACCAAAAUUCCGUCCCUGUGCCCCGUGCCGCCAUCCUAAAUUCCAACUAUCCGUCGUCCCCUCUCUCCCAACCCGCCCGUGUCCCCGGCCCCUUUCAGAAAGUCAGCCAGCCGCAAGCGUCCCGCACCAGGGAUCUCCGCCCUCACAUUCUCCAUGGUCUACCCCUCUCCCCCUGCUCCUCCCACGCCGGAGGGUUCCCCAGCCCUGACCACACCUGCACCAUUGACUGCACCCACCCAUUCAGUUGUGGCUGCUGGAGGUUAGUAAGAUGCAUAGGCUGUAAGGGACACUCGGCCAACUGCCGAGAAGGUGGAGGGAGCACUUCCGCAUCAUUUUCAUGUGCUCAUAAUGCUGGAGCAGUGAAGAGAGGAGGCAAAGAAAUGGGCUUGAGGAAUCUCGGUGGGUGUCUCUCCACCACCUCCACCUCCAACACCUCCUCCUCCAACAGCACUGUGUCCGACUGCCGAGCCAACCUGUUCAAACCUCUCCGCUGUGCCUCCUGCUCUGGGGAGGCUAGAAACUUUGAGAGUCCAGCUAUCCUUCGCAAAAAACUGGUUGGGGGGUGCCUGCCGUGCACCCCGCUGUCCUCCUCGGCCCCUCUCCGGGCCAUACAGAGCUGCGUCACAGGCUGCAACCCCAAAGCCUCUCAAACAGGCAGCUCCACCUGCAGCUACUGUAGCAGCGACCCCAUAGUGGUGACAUUUAACCCUCGCAGGUGCAAACCCCCAGGUAGAGGCAUCGGAGCCACUCAUCAGAUGGGAACGCUCCAAGCCGAUGACGACGACUACAGCGUGCGUACGAUCUGGCCUGAGGAACUGGCCAAGAAAAUGACCCAUUCUAAAGCCCAAAAGAAUCACCCGGUGAUGGGUGUAGGAGCGAGGAAGAACCCUGCCACCCAAGUCCAAAAUGGCAGUAACAGACCAGGCCUUGCCCUCCUGGACUGUCAAAACCUGCAGGAAUACACGCAGUCUCAGUUUACAGACCGCGCUGGCCGACGUCGGCUUCAGCAGGGAAAAAUGGCCGCCCUCGACUUCAUGGGCCGCGGGUCGGGGUCGGGGUCCGGGCGUGACGAGGGACAGAACUCACUGAAGAGGCUCUUGAAUAAAACAGGAGACGCAGGAACAGAGCAAGACGGCGAUGCAGCAUAUCCGCGCUCCCCCUCUCCGCGCUCCUCAGCUUCUCCACCGUCGCCUGUGUCCUUUUCUCCUCCGCCGUCCGCUCCGUGCACUCUGAUCAAACCCAAGCCCUGGCAGAGGGACAGGGAGGGAGGACAUUCUCUGCCGUCCGCUCAGUCCCUUCACCUGGCCCUCAACUCCCUGAACAGAGAGCAAGAUGAGGAAAAAAGCAGAAUGCACCUUUCUCUGCCGCUGUCCUCUUCUUUGCCGGCUUCUCUGUCCGAUGAGACGGCGAUGAGUCCUGAUGCGGAGAACGCCGUGGUGAGUCCCAUCCUGCCUUUCCUUUUUCUGGGGAACGAGAGAGACGCCCAGGACUUGGACCUGCUGCUGCGCCUCAACAUCGGCUUCGUGGUCAAUGUGACCACGCACCUGCCCCUCUACCACGUCAGCUCUGGAUUGCGCUACAAAAGGCUGCCAGCCACCGAUAACAGCAAGCAAAACCUUCGGCAAUACUUUGAGGAGGUCUUUGAGUUCAUUGAGGAGGCAUAUCAGAGUGGACAGGGAGUGUUGGUACACUGCCAGGCCGGCGUGUCCCGUUCUGCAACCAUUGUCAUCGCCUACCUUAUGAAGCACACCCUCAUGACAAUGACGGAUGCCUACAAAUACGUGAGGAGUCGUCGUCCAGUGGUAUCUCCCAACCUAAACUUCAUGGGCCAGCUUUUGGAGUUCGAGAGGGACCUCAACUCCGGCGUGACUCCUCGUAUCCUAAUGCCGAAGCUCAGCGGUGUGGAGACGCAGGUGUGAGGAAGGUCAGGAGCGUGUGAAAGUACCGAUUAAAGCAGUAUUGAAAAGAGUGCAGCAGAUUUUAGAAGAGUGACGUGGCCACAAAUACUUUGGUGGGAAAAACGGUGGUGUUUUCGGCAGACAGUGCACUUUUAAUACUGUGAAACACAAGACAAAACACCGGAUGCUUCAACACGCGACCAUCACCCAGUAUACUGUUUAUAAGAAAAUGUGCCAAUAUUUUGUGGGGACCCAACGUCAGUCUCAGAUCUCAUCUUUCUCUGAUGCCUCUUCCUAUUUGUUCCCAUCGUUUACAUUCACAGCCACCAACGGAAAUACAACGACUGUGUGGCCAUAAAUCAUAAGCGCACGCUGAACGGAUAUGCAAAUGUGGAAAAGGAUCACUGGUGAUGUGCUACUCCCUCUGCAACACCAGGUUGAUGUUUCCACCACAUGUAGCAGCAAGGAUAUGAAUACAAACUUUACAUUCCAUUAUCGCUGACUAAAUUGUCACAAAGACGAGAGGAAUUCAUGGCGUAGACCACAGUCACUGUUUUCUGAAACCUAUUGAAAAAAAGGGACAAACAGCUCAUGAAAAUACCUAUUGAAUGGUUUUGGUUCAGUAGCAUUUUAGAAGAAAAAAAAAUUGAAAGGGUGAAAUUAUACUGUGCACCGACAGGGUUAGAGUACACAAUAUAACUGUAGAAAUGUGUGAGUAAAAUUUAGAUUUAAACACAUUAACUGCAUAUUUGAAAUUACAACUGAAGAAUACUUUGAGAGAGUUGCAAACUAUGGUUUACAAUAAAUUUGACCGGAGCUGUGCGUUAGCAGGUUCUCUCCUAGUGUAAUAUUGCGCUUUAAAGACAACUCACCAUCUUAAGCUGUGAGGUAUAUGUUUUUGUCGGUAAAUCAUUGAGAAACUACAUUAUUUAAUGGAUAAUUGAACCAAGAAAAUAGUUUUUUGUGGUUUUGCAUGAAACUGACCUGUCAUAGUGCACAGACAGGUAUUUUGCCAUGUAGCACAUGGUAGUUUGAUAUUCAGGAGACAACACAGAAACAACAGAAAAGAGGUCACAUUUAACACUUACUGUCUGGUCGGAUAAGUAGAGAGAAAAUGGUGUGUGUUAAUAACUGCUCGACCGUAGCGCUUUUAUUUUGUAACCCUUUAUUUCAGAUAUUUGAUUUGACUGCACAUCCUGCGGCAGAUUAUACAUGUUAUUUCCAACAGUACCAGUAAGGGAUAAAGGAAACAAAUUGUUUCCCUACGCUAAAUCCAUAUUUAUUAUUUUUAUUCCUUUCUCAACGAGGUUGAAAACAAACAAGCAGUUUUUUAGUGACGGUGAAUUCUGAAAGUUGAGUGGUUGCUCUUCAUUACUCCCUGUUCUAUUCCCUUAUUGUCUGUACUGAAGUUCUUCACUGUGUUCCUCCUGACUAUGCAUUGCUUUUUAUGUAGGCUUUUGGUUUAAUUAGAGAAGAUUAAUUCACUGUGUUAUUACGGUCAUGGCCUGAGUCUUACUCAACACACCUUCACACACCUGCAGGUUCAAUUUUCUGGUUUAACGUAAUACAAAACCUUAUAUUAGCCAAAAAAAUUCUAGAAACUUAUUAUUAUAAUAAACAGUGGAAAAAGACUCAUAGGCUCAUACAUCAACUAUAAUAUAGGAAGUAAGUGCAGAUUUAUACUUAUAGUGUUCUACAUGUUGUGAAACAAAAUCAUACAAUCUACAAACUCCGUAUUAUAUCAGUUCAUCCUUUGGGGAGAAUCACUGACUGACUGGAUGAAUAAUGUUUUUCUAAUCCGGUUGCAAAGGGAUGAGAAUAUUUUGCACAUUUUCUAAACAAAUGCCACACAAAACCGUACUUUAUGACUCAAGCAUUUGCAAUGUUUUGACAGCAUUAAUUGUCAGAUAUGACAGAAAGAUUCAGGUGAAAGAAGUGGGGACACACAUUUUAUUAUUUGAACUAUUUGUGUUCUCUUGUCUUCAACUGCGGAAACAAAUAGUUGUGCAGUCGGACUCAGGAUAGUCCAAUCAAAACAAACUUUUACACCUUGACUUCUCACAGUUCCUAAGUAUUUGUUGUUAUUUAUUUAAAUAUUUUCACCAGAUUCCAGUUGCCCUUUUUCCAGUAUUUAGGAAAAUACCCUGUUCCGAGUUUCCUUAACCAAAAUGCCUUCGGUUUAGCCAUAUUUAAUCUGGUCCUCCCAUGUUGUCAUUAUAUUUAUGACUUUGUAGAAUGGUCCUGGGUUUUGCCUGGUGGAUUUGUUUUCUGUCAAAGUGACUUUGAUAUAGGCUAUAUAUUUUUCUACAGUCAAACUGCUUCAUUGUGUUAGUAUACAAACUUACUCUGACUGUAUUUACAGUUUUUUUUUUUUACAUGAAUCUUUGUUUUGUAUGAAAGGCUGUUCGGACAGGAUGCCAUCUUCCAACUCUGCAGAACCAAUGAGGAUCUUGAGCCGUGCUGUGCGUUGCAGUGUCACUGUUAUCAGACCUCAGUAAACGUGGGUCAACAUACCGCAUUCCUGUUUUUACCUCUCGCCUUUACUUUAGUGGGAGAGACUUCCACCUAAACAUGCUGUUUCCUCCUCCAGUCUCUCCAGCUCAGCUCACAAUUGGUGUAGUAUUUACUGUUGAAGGCCUGUUGCUCCUUUAUUUUUAUACAGACUUUAUAUGCAAAAUGGCUGUCAAAGCAAUUUCUUUAAUUCCAGGCAGCAUGGACUUGUUCAGUGUUGGCCUCAGACGUUUGUACUCAGAAAUGCAUCAAAAGCCGACGGACCUUUUCUCUUUCAUUCAUGUGAACUGAAAAGCCAGUGUUUCUGUGGGUUUCAGUGUGUGUAGAAAAAAAAACCUCUUGUUUGUAUUUUGCAUUUGAAAAUGGGAAAGUUGAUGCAGUCUGAAUGAUAAGCUUUUGAGAACAUGGUUUAUCCGUGAAUUGCUUUAUUUAUGGUGACAUGAUUAUUCCUGUUUGUACUCCAUUUUGAUCAUUGUGUUUUUUCCUGUACCAAAUAAUGAGUUAAAAAGACUGGCUAUUGAUUGAUUCAAAAGACUGAUGAUGAUGAUGAUGA
Molecule: messenger RNA, 6043 nt
Organism: Pungitius pungitius (ninespine stickleback)
Lineage: Eukaryota; Metazoa; Chordata; Actinopteri; Perciformes; Gasterosteidae
Exons: 4
Coding region: 355-3000 (881 amino acids)
Biological process (GO): protein dephosphorylation; negative regulation of JUN kinase activity
Cellular component (GO): cytoplasm
Molecular function (GO): MAP kinase tyrosine phosphatase activity; MAP kinase tyrosine/serine/threonine phosphatase activity; protein tyrosine/threonine phosphatase activity
Source: RefSeq, a predicted model, not a curated record